AUGUCCGAGAAGCGCUUCGACAAGGCGCCCGCCUCGCCGCAGCCGCAGCGCCCCCGCUCCGGCUCGCGCCGCGGGACGUCGUUCCUCAGCUCUCGGCACGUCGACGAGAAGCGCACGCCCGCCGACUCGCCCGCGCUCGAGGGCGACCUCGUCCUGCCCCCGCCAGCCGUCGCCUUUGUCCCGCCCGGCGCGGGCAACAAGCUCCAGGUGCGGUGGCAGAAGCUCAAGCGCCGCAUCGGCAACGGCUCGGCGCCGUCCGAGAGCCUCGGCGACCCGACCAACACGACGGGCUCGGACGCCGGCUCGUCGUUCGUCGGCAACCGGCGCAACGCGCAGAACAGCACGGCGGGCGGCGGUGGCGGCGGGCGCGAGGAGGAGGACGAGCUCGUCGACGAGGUCGUCGUCGACCAGAGCGAGGAGUACGACUGCUGGAAGCGGACGACGAUCCCUUCGCAGUCGGCGAGCCAUCGCAACGGGACGGGCACGGCGGGCGGGACGGGGCCGAUCGGGACGAUGCCGAGCGAUGGGAGCAGCCUGCGUCAGACGGCGUACGAGACCAACGGGCCGGUCGACGCCGUCGUCGGCUUUGCGCGGUAUCGCGUGUGGCCCUACCUGACUCGCUUCUUUGCGCCGUCGUACCACGACCCGGCGGUCGAGGACGCGUACCAGAAGGAGUGCUGGUUCAACGGCAAGGGCGCCCACAUCUUCGGCGCGGCCUACCUCACCCUGAACUGGGUCCUCACCGUCUCGCUGUUGCCCAAGCCGUGGUCGCACUGGAACGAGGCCAACCUGUACGCCAUCUGGCCCGCAUUCGCCGUGCCGCUCCUAGUCCUCGCCGCGUUCGACGUCCCUCGCCGGCACAACAACAUCUGGCAGGCCGUCCUCUUUGUCGCCAUCCUGUUCCCGGCCAUCCACAACCCGAUCGACAUGCACCUGUGCGGCUACUACACGGCGGCGGCGCAGUGCGGCAAGAAGGACUACAUGGCCACGCUCUACUACGUCUCGGCGUUGCCGGUCGUCGCGCUGUUCGCGAUGGGCCAGAAGCGCAUCUGGGCCGUCGUGUACGACAUCAUCUGGCUCGUCAUCGUCGCCGUCCUCAUCCUGCCCAACCGGACGCCCUACGUUCGCAACCUCGUCAACAUCCUCCUGUUCCAGGGCUUCAUCCUCUUCCUGCACUACAUGCGCGAGAUGGCCGACCGGCGCAUGUACACGAUGCGCGCCGAGCUCAAGAUCUCGUUCAAGGCCAAGCAGCGCGCCCAGCAGAAUGAGAAGCGUCAACUCGACGCCAAGCGCCGGUUCUCGAGCUACAUCUUCCACGAGGUCCGGGUCCCGCUCAACACGGCGCUCCUCGCCGUCCAGAACCUCCAGGGCCUCAACGUGUUCGACAAGAAUUCCGAGUUCGCCAUCGAGUACUCGGCCCUCGAGGGCUCGCUCGCCAUGAUGUCGCAGGUCCUCAACGACGUCCUCGACUUCUCGCGCAUGGAGCGCGGCGGCUUCUCGUCCGUCUCGCGCCCGUUCUCGCUCCACAACGUCAUGAGGUCCAUCUUUGUCCCCCUGCGACUCGAUGCGGCCUCGCGUGGCCUCCAGCUCGAGACGUCGCUCGACCUGCGCGUCGACCAGCUCGCCGUCCGCGCCGCCGAGAUCGGGCCGGGCGACGCGAGCACCGAGGAGGGCGACGGCUUCGUCAUGGGCGACGAGAUGCGCCUGCGCCAGAUCCUCGCCAACCUGGUCUCGAACGCCGCCAAGUUCACGCCGUCCGGCGGCCGCAUCGGCAUCAAGACCGAGCUCAUCUACCCGACCCAGGAGGACGAGCUCGUCAAGCCGCAGUGCCUCCCCGACUCGACCGACUUUGGCGAGCUCGAGCGCUCGCCGUCCAAGGGCGACGACGAGGGCGCCAUGACGGACGACACGCUCGGCGGCGGCGCGUCGCGGCUCACGCCAAACCGGCUGCAGGAGCACGAGGCGACGACGGGCGCGGCCACGGGCAAGGAGAUGAUGGUCGUCCGCUUCGAGGUCUCGGACACGGGCGUGGGCAUCCGCAAGAGCGACAUGGCCGAGAACAGGCUCUUCUCGCCUUACGUCCAGACGGCCGUCGGGCGCGAGCAGGGCGGCAAGGGCACCGGUCUCGGCCUCUCGCUCGUGCGCCAGAUCGUCAUGCUCUCGGGCGGCCGACUCGGCGUGCGGUCCAAGGUCGGCGAGGGCAGCACUUUCUUCGUCGAGCUGCCGUUCGCCAUCGGCACGCAGACGCGCGAGGACGACGGGCAGCCGGCGCUCAACCAGACGGCCGUCAGGCGCCCGGGCACGUCGACGAGCACGCUCGAGAAGCAGCUCAAGGGCGACACGAGCGCGUCGACGGCGGCCGUCACGCCGGGCACCGACUCGUCGACCGCGAGCGACUACCGCUUUGUCGGCUCGCUGCGCAAGCGCUCGAGCGACCCGACGCUCGACAGCAUCGAUGAGUCGACGCCGUCGUCGCCCGGUCGAGCCGGUUCGCCCAUGAGCGAGCCUCCUUCCCCCUCCGUGUUCGCCUCGCCGCCCAACGUCGCCACCCCGAACCUCUUCCUGUCGGGCCAGUCGACGCCUACCUCGAGCCCGUCGUUCACCCACCCGUUCGGCGGCUCGAACUCGACCCUGCGACCGACGCCGCACUCGCACAUCUCGUCGUCGUCCGCCCCCGCCGAGGUCACUCUCGCCCCGAGCCAGGCCUCGGUACCCGUCGUCUCGCCCAAGCCGCUCCCGGCCAGGGCGACGCCGCGUGCGCUCGCGCCCAAGGCCGGCGCCGGCAGGCUCGAGUUCGCCGACGGCCCGCUCAAGGUCCUCGUCGUCGACGACGACACGCUCACGCGCAAGCUCAUGAGCCGCAUGAUGCAGCGUCUCGGGUGCGAGGUCGAGACGGCCGAGAACGGCAAGAUCGCGCUCGACAUGAUCCUCGCGCCGCCGCCACCGGGCGCCGUCGUCCCUGCUCGCGAGGACGAGACGUCGCUCGCCGACAGCGAGUCGCCUCGUGGCUCGCCGUCGCUCUCGCGCGUCGCCGACUUUGACGCCGCCGAGCGCGGUAUGGGCGGCGGCGGCGGCAUCAUCGGCGGCGUGCUCAAGCACGGCGGGUCGAGGCGAGGCGGCAAGAGGGUCGGCCUGCCCGGCCCGCCCGACUCGGCGAUCGGCGUCGACGCGUACCAGCACUACGCCGUCGUCUUCCUCGACAACCAGAUGCCGGUCUGCUCGGGCGUGCAGGUCGUCCAGAAGCUGCGCCAGCUCGGUCGCGACGACCUCGUCGUCGGCGUUACCGCCAAUGCUCUCCUGUCUGACCAGGAGCAGUACCUCGAGUCGGGCGCCUCGUUCAUCCUCACCAAGCCUGUGCUCGAGGCCGACCUGCGCAAGUACCUGCACGUCGCCGACAAGCGCCGUUCGGAGCGCAAGGACUCUGGCACUCGCGCUCAGCGCCAGGCCAUGGUGACCGCCUCGGGCCCGGUCUUCCCGCCGAUGGACCCGAUCGGCCCCGACGCUGAGGACGACUAGACGUCCACGGCUCCUCGCCUCGAUUCUCUCGGCUUCCAUCGUCCUCGCCGUCUUUUCCCUCCCCUCUUCCCCCCUCUCGCUUCGCCCUAUACGACACUCCCUCAUCCGCCUCCCUGUCGCACUACCUACUCCUCUACACGCUCGCUAUCCGCAUCCCCUGUCUAUAAUGCCCUGCCUCCACAUCGCAACUUGCCUCGUUCCCCCCGAUCCUCCCCUCAGCCGACGCCGCCCUUCAUACACGCACAGGCGCGCGCUCUCCUUCCCACCUUUGGUUGUACGAUCUAGCUUCCCUCCCUCUCUCUCGUUAGUUCGCAUGACUUUCGGCCGCAGUAGCUUGGUCCUGGUUUGUACUGCCUUUUCGCCUCGUC
This is a messenger RNA of Rhodotorula graminis WP1, 3884 nucleotides long. RefSeq lists its product as uncharacterized. NCBI's taxonomy places the organism in Eukaryota, Fungi, Basidiomycota, Microbotryomycetes, Sporidiobolales, Sporidiobolaceae. The transcript is spliced from 10 exons. Gene Ontology annotation, molecular function: histidine phosphotransfer kinase activity; phosphorelay sensor kinase activity. Bases 1 to 3516 code for a protein of 1171 amino acids. Gene Ontology annotation, biological process: protein autophosphorylation; phosphorelay signal transduction system. The record is from RefSeq and is a predicted model, not a curated record.